GGAGCACCAAGGAGAGGGUUGCUGGGGACUGCCGGGGUGGGUGGGGGGGGUGCUGGGUGCUACCUGUUGGCCAAGGCCUCCUGCACUAACACGGCUCCUUGUCCUUUGCUCACAGGCCUGCCGAGUCAGGGCGGACAGUGCCCUCCCCAGGCCCCGGUGCCGCCAGAGGGAGCAGGAUGGAGCAGGCUUGUCCCCACCAGCCCUAGCUCUGAGCACCGCCCGGCUGUGCCAGGCCUCCCGCGACUGCCAGCCGUGCGUGCGUGUGCGCCUGGCCCUGCACACCGCAGGGCUGGGGCGUGUCUGUGGGCUGCAGCUGGAUUUCCUGGUGCUGGGCUCCAACAGGGCCAACUGGCUGCGGGUCUGGAGGCAGCCCCCGGAGGCUGCAGGCUCCCUGUGGCAGGUGCAGUUUGACUGUUUCCCGGUGGAGAGCGGGCGCCGUGUUCUGGUCUCGCUUGGCACCGUCCCUGACCGGGGGCUGAGCCUCAACCAGAGCCACCUGGUCCCUGCAGAGCCGGCAGGCCCCAAGUUCAGCUACGCCUGGCGCCCGGAGGCACGGGCCAUUGAGGUGUCGGUGCCCGAGGGCCCUGCCCUGACCGUGCGGCUGUGCCACCAGCUGGCCCUGGAGUGCGAGGAGCUGUCCACCCCCUUCCCCCGACAGGCGUCGGUGUCUCGGGGUCACAGCGUUGUGCUGCCCUACGAGUUCCUGGUGCCCUGUCUCUGCAUUGAGGCCUCCUACCGGCACCGCGACAGCCUGCGCACCAAGCUGUGCCCUUUCCAGCCCCAGCCGGAAGCUUAUGGCUCCGAGCUGUGGGCGUCCAUGCAGUUCCAUGACUACAGCGCCAGCAGUGAGGCCAACAUGGUCAUGGUGCUGAGUGCCCGUUGCCCGCUGCACCCGACCGCCACCCUGUGCUGGAAGGAGAGUGACACGGGGGCCUGCCACAGUGUCCCCAACUCCACAGCCAUGGAGUCCAACCAGGUACACAAGCACGCGGCCCAGGGCACCGGCUCCGGCGCCAGUCUACAGCGGGGGGGAGCCAGCUGCCUGCUCCCGGAGGGACGCCUGUGGGGGGCUUGCGCUGCCAGGACUGAGCCGGCCUGGGAGUUUGGCGAAAGCCUGGGUCCUGCGGUGCCAGUGCAAUCGCGAGCCCCUCCCGAGCGCCGAGCCCAGCGACACUCAAACUGAUGCACCUCAGGACUUGCAGCGUGAAGGGAAGAGCCCCUGUGGGCCGGGAGAGGGCCUCAGCACCCCAAGAAGAGCAGGGUCCCCCAGCUCUCAGAACACAGGGAAAGGGGGAAUUCAGGGCUGACAGGCCCACCCCACCCCCUCUGC
This is a messenger RNA of Terrapene triunguis (Three-toed box turtle), 1330 nucleotides long. RefSeq names its product interleukin-17 receptor E. NCBI's taxonomy places the organism in Eukaryota, Metazoa, Chordata, Testudines, Emydidae. Gene Ontology annotation, molecular function: interleukin-17 receptor activity. The record is from RefSeq and is a predicted model, not a curated record. The annotation marks the transcript as partial. The transcript is spliced from 8 exons.